This is a messenger RNA of Penicillium canariense, 693 nucleotides long. Its product is annotated as SIMPL domain-containing protein. The record is from RefSeq and is a predicted model, not a curated record. Lineage: Eukaryota; Fungi; Ascomycota; Eurotiomycetes; Eurotiales; Aspergillaceae. The transcript has a single exon. Gene Ontology annotation, cellular component: external side of plasma membrane. Bases 1 to 693 code for a protein of 230 amino acids. Gene Ontology annotation, biological process: DNA damage response.
AUGUCCCCUCUCAAGAUCUCGGUCCUAGGGGAAUCAUCUAUCAGCCGCUACCCCGAGCGAUGUGUACUCCAAGUAGCUAUCAGAUCGGAGGGACUGGAGCAGGAGCCCGUGUCCAAAGAUGUGACGCUAACAUCCAAUGAACUCCAUCGAAUUUUCACCGAUUUGUCACCCAAGACACCCGAGGGCCUGGCAAGUACUGACGCGCCGGUGACUAAGUUCUCCAACACGCUUCUCCGCACUUGGUCGAAGGUGCCUACCGAUGAGCAUGGCAAGCCCCUGCCCCGAGUCUAUCACGCCACUUCGUCAUUCGAAGUUAUUUUCCGCGAUUUUGCCAAAGUUGGCGAGGUCAUCGGCAAACUCGUGAAAAUUCCCAAAGUGGAAAUUGAGUCGGUUGACUGGCGUCUGACCGAUCAAACCAAGAAGGAACUCGGCUCUGAAGCGCGCAAACUGGCCAUGCGUGAUGCAGUUCAGAAGGCAAAUGAUUUCGCGGACGUAGUCGACCGACAGGUGGUCGCUGUGGAGAUUACCGAUGAAGGGCACGGAACGCGUUCGAGAACCAAGCAGACAGCCAGACUUUCUACGCUGAGGACGAGUGUCAGUGAUGCCGAGGGGAAUACCAUCGAUCUGACUCCAGAAGAUGUCGAGUUUACAAGCAGUGUUGACGCCAAGUUUGAGUCUGUAUCGGAGGCUUGA